AUGCAUAAAACUCGUUUCUUUGAACAACAAGAUGGAUCAAAAAUUGGAUACAAGGUUCUUGAGCCUAAACAUACUAAAAAUGACAUUCCUCUUGUAUUAAUCAUGGGACUUGGUGCCACUAAGGAGCAUUUUUUAGGCUUUGAAGAAGUAAUUACAUUUGAUAAUCGUGGGAUUGGAGAAUCGACCGUUGCUUCUUACGAAAGUCCUAUCACGAUUGAAUUAAUGGCUCAAGAUACAAUUGAAUUAAUUAGACAUCUUGGAAUUAAAAGGUUUAAUUUAUAUGGAGCGUCUAUGGGUGGUAAUAUAGCACUUUGCGUUGCCUUGAACGUUCCAUCAGAUCUUAAGCUAGAGAAAUUAAUUAUUGGCUCAGGUUUUGCUCGUUUUAAAACAGAUACAAAAUCAUACGAGAUAGCUGAACAAAUUUAUAACUUACCAAAAAUGGAAUAUCCCAAAACUAUUCAUGAACAAAAGGCCAUGCUACUUACGUCAGAAAAGGAUUUAACUGAUUAUUUACUUGAACAUCCUGACAAAUUUGAUAAAAUUGCGGAAAUUAUGCUUAAAACUAAUGCUAACCAACGACAAUGGGAAGCAAUCAAACAAUCUGACUUAAUUUCAAGGCUGCAAGAAAUUAAAGUUCCAACUUUGAUAAUCCAUGGCGAAGUUGAUGAAAUCGUUCCUAUUGAUGCAGCUGAAUUACUAAAUCGUGAAAUUCCUAAUACAAAAUUUCAUAGGAUUCCUAAAGUCGGGCACAGUAUUUAUAUAGUAGAAUGUGAUUUCGUUUCUAUCGUCAAUGAAUUUUUAAAUAAUUAA
Molecule: messenger RNA, 810 nt
Organism: Cetraspora pellucida
Lineage: Eukaryota; Fungi; Glomeromycota; Glomeromycetes; Diversisporales; Gigasporaceae
Source: the annotation of a GenBank genome assembly